Vespula pensylvanica (western yellowjacket) is the source of this 1038-nucleotide messenger RNA. RefSeq names its product cytochrome P450 4C1-like. The transcript has 10 exons. Gene Ontology annotation, molecular function: monooxygenase activity; oxidoreductase activity, acting on paired donors, with incorporation or reduction of molecular oxygen; heme binding. The record is from RefSeq and is a predicted model, not a curated record. Bases 35 to 991 code for a protein of 318 amino acids. Lineage: Eukaryota; Metazoa; Arthropoda; Insecta; Hymenoptera; Vespidae.
CUAUCGCUGUGUAUUGGACAUAAUAUAUGAUGGCAUGCUGGACAUAAAAGUUAAUACACUAACCAAUCCGGACAGCAAACUAGCUGAAUUUAUCGAAUGCGGAACGCACAUACUUGCAAUGAGAGUAUUUAAAUUAUGGUUACAUCCCGACAUUCUUUUUUAUAAUACUGCUAUCGGAAAGAAAUUUCAAAAGUGCUUAUCGUGCAUGGAUAACAUCACAAGCAAUAUAAUGAAGAAAAAGAAGGAAUCAAUAUCGAGAAAUAAAAUCAAUCCAGAAUUGACAAAGGAAAAUUCAGUACAAAACCCAAGAGUAUUUCUUGAUUUGUUAUUUGAAUCAUCGCAUGAAGAGGGAAAAUACUCUCAGCAAGAUAUUCGAGAUGAAAUCAAUACGAUGAUUAUUGCGGGAAGCGAUACUACAACUACUACCAUUAGCUUUGUAUUUUUGAUGCUUGCUUCAUUCCCUGAUAUUCAAAACGAAGUAUACGAGGAACUGAAUCAAAUUUACGGCUCAAACAAUCCAAAAUAUGCUUUAAUAUCACACGACGAUACUAAACGUAUGAAACUUUUGGAACGAGUGAUCAAGGAAACCUUACGACUCUUUCCUAUAGGUCCUAUCAUCGGUCGUAAAGUAACGAAGGAUAUAGAAGUGGAACAAAAUCUAACCAUACCAAAAGGAAGUUCCUUGGUAUUUUGGAUUUUCAAACUUCAUCGAAAUAAAAAAUAUUGGAACGAGCCAUUGAAAUUUGAUCCAAAUAGGUUUCUAUCCGAUAAUGUUCAUCCUCACAGUUUUUUACCAUUCGGUAUUGGAGCUAGAAAUUGCUUAGGUCAAACAUUUGCUAUGCUAGAAAUGAAGGUGAUAAUUGCUACUAUUUUAAGAAGGUUUAUUAUUAAAAUAGAUCGACCUGUAGUAAUCGAAGAUAUUGCCUUAAAGCUGGAUAUCACGUUAAAACCGGCAAAACCUAUAGUAUUACAAUUUGAAAGAAGAAAUUAAUUAAAAUUAUAAUAUUAAUUAAAAUAUGUUACAUACACACACACACA